Messenger RNA from Solea senegalensis (Senegalese sole), 4442 nucleotides. RefSeq names its product synaptopodin 2b (gene synpo2b). The transcript has 2 exons. Gene Ontology annotation, molecular function: actin binding. Gene Ontology annotation, cellular component: Z disc; nucleus; actin cytoskeleton. The record is from RefSeq and is a predicted model, not a curated record. NCBI's taxonomy places the organism in Eukaryota, Metazoa, Chordata, Actinopteri, Pleuronectiformes, Soleidae. Bases 477 to 2438 code for a protein of 653 amino acids. Gene Ontology annotation, biological process: positive regulation of actin filament bundle assembly.
UUCAGAAGAAGGAGGGAGUUGUGAAAGCACCUCCUGCUUCAGUCUUCUUUGAAACUUCAGACGAGGGUGCUGAGCAGGCAGAGAACUUGGAGUCUGACACAGAUCUGUGCAGACCGGACAGACUCAAGCCAAGGUACACAUGGCUCAGUCACAGAGAGAGACAAUCAGAAAGACUCACAAAGGAGACCAAGUCUAAAUGUAAGCAAAUUGCCCAGUGUCUAAGUCAUGCACCUGGUCCUCAAAACAAAGGAGCCUUGCUGUGUAGAAAGCACCGCCAAAGGGUCAAGAAGUACACGCUUGUGAGUUAUGGGACUGGUGAUGAGCUUGACAGCGAAGACCAAGUAGAGGAGGAAACCGAAGAAGUGAGAUCAGCUGGUUAUAACUUUGUGGCAUCGAGUCAUUCUGAGUUAGAGGAGAAGUAUUCUCUUCAUCACCAGCAGCAACAUUUACAUCUGAAUUGGGGAAGGAUUUGAGAAAUGGAAGUACUACCAGGAACAAAAGGGAAGGGAGUGCUGAUGUUUGUCCAACGACGUAAACGGAUGGAUGAAAUUGUAUCAGAUCAUGAAGAAAUGAAGAGUAAAGGAUUACCUGUGCGAGCACUAACAGGACCCAGAUUUACAGAAACACAGAAAAUGUAUGACACAAAGCAAAUGUACAUGCAUACUGAUCAGGCUAACUAUCAAGUCAAUGUGUCAAGACCCUUGGUGCCAAACAGAACUGCAAAGCCCUUCCUAGGAUUUCAGGAUGGCACCGCUCAUGUCAACCCUGGGAGUGUUACUCCAGUGAUGAAGAGGAAUGAACCAAAAUUCAAAGUACCUGUGCCUACAAACACAAAUCCACAUGUUUGGUCCCCAACUGGAGACAUCAUAGCCUCAAGAGAUGAGCGGAUAUCUGUGCCAGCAAUCAUGACUGGCAUCCUACCAGGGUCCAAAAGGAAAACUGCUAGAAAACAAGUUUCAGCGCGGGCUCAAGAAUCAGAUCCCUAUCUUCAAAACAAAGGAGAAAGGAGGUCUUAUAUUGAGCCAGAGGAAGAUUGUUUUAGUCUUGGAGCUGAAGCUUGUAACUUCAUGCAAACAAGAUCAACUAAACUCAAGAACCCCCCUCCAGUUGCCCCAAAGCCUGUAAUCAAUCCAUCCUGUCCUCCUUGGGUGAGGAGGAGUCCCCCUGUUGAGCCACAUAUUCCACCUAGAAGUCCGGUUUCUCAACCAUCUCACAGUUCCGGGGGGCCUCACAGUCAGCAUUACUCACUGCAGCAAGAUGGGGUCCAGUCUCAACAGAUGGUCAACCGUUGGACACCAGGUCAAACUCUUCAACCAGCACCCACCAAUGCCUUGGCUUUGGUCAACACCUCUUCUCAGCUUCACCAUCAGUCAACCACUUAUAGUCGGAAUCAACAGCUGCCUCGAUCCCCUGUGAGUACACAGACCCCAAGUUCAACUUACCGACCAUAUCACCCACCUUUCCUGUCAAGGAAUCAGCCAGACAGUGUUCCAAAUUCUGUUGCUUCUUGCCCUCCACAAGCAUACAUCCAUGCAUCAAAAACACUCCAGGCUUCUCCAAAAGGUCAAGUGUCAGAGAGAGAGAGAGGCAUUUAUCAGUCCGUUGGUGAAUCAGCUAUGGUGGGAAAAGGUGCCCAGUUGUUUGCUAAAAGACAAUCCCGCAUGGAGAAGUUUGUUGUUGAUGCUGAAACAGUGGAAGCUCACAAAACAAGACCCCACUCCCCAUCCUUCUCUCUCCCCAAUUCCUGGGGGUAUUCCUCCAAUAUCCGUGCCCCUCCCCCUUUACAGUAUAAUCCCCUUCUUUCUCCCCAUUACACCUCCUCAGCAGCCAGGCAAACCACUUCCACAAGCUCCAAAACAACGCCAAAAACCAAAGAAAAACCUAAAGUGCCCACAAAGCAUCUAAAUCCCUUAGAUAUUAUGAAACAUCAACCUUAUCAGUUGGACACGUCACUGUUCAAGUUUGAAGAAAAUGCCAAAAGCCCCAACUCCAAACCAACUCCUCUGUCAAAGUUUGAGGUCACUAAAAGCCUUAAACAAAGAGCAGCCUAUUCUCAUUCUCCUUACAAAUCAUCUGAGAUAAGUGUUCUGGCCAAGGCAGAAGCUCCUCAUACGUCUCCUGGAUUGGUAAGUUCCUCAAACUCUUCUGCCCACCAGAACACAAGAUCAGCUGGGCCUCUCACAACUGGCAAGCACUUGGAUGAAAAGCACACUGUCACCCCUGCAGUCCAUCACAUUAGCAACACCCAAGCACCAAGUGCCAAACCUGCAAGCACAUCGUCCCAGCAGUCACCCUCUGGCAGCAGCAUAGCUUCAGCUUAUUCUCCUGCUUCUCUUAUUGCUCGAGGCGUACGUCAAAUGGCUCCUCGUCCAAAGUUUUCUGCUAAGAAGCCAGCAGCGAUAGGUAAACAGUGGAAGACUGUGGCUGUUCUUCAUUAGUACUAUCACUGUAUAUGGUCAUGCAUUGGUGUCAACGCUAAGAGCACAGUCACUUCAGCAAAUGGCUUGUAUCGUAUGUCUUAUUAAUCUGGUUGAAGAGUAUAUAGUCUUGCACUGUCUCAUCCAAAAUGAUUUACAAUAUGGAGCUGCAGGGAUAUAUUUAGCUGGAAAUGUGAGGGAAGCAUGUGGAGUCUGUUGAAUGUACAAAAAAUGUACUUAAAGUUCCAGUGCGGAACUGCCACCGCCCACUUUAGAUUUCUGAGUAAUUACCAAGUCUUUGGGCUCUGUAAGACCCUGCAGUCUAUGAGUGUGAGUAGGAGCAAUCUAUGUGUUAUAUAUCUGUCUUUUAAAGUAGUGUUACUUUUUUGGAUUGCUUCCAGGAAAUUUAAUUGGAGCUGCAUGGGGAAGUAAACAGCAGCAAUUGCGAUUGGCACAUAGUCAGGUAGCUGCUCAGGGAGUGCUUGUUUCGCUUGAGCACGUUCGUGAAAUGCCAAAAUCGGCAUUAAAAUACGAUUGUGAAGUCCUACUGAACGUCCAGGUUUAUUUUUACCUGUAGAUUCCUCUUCUGAAACUUUUCAUUGGCACAUCUUUGGUGUUUUGCUCUUUGAAGCUGUCUUGCUUUUACUCUGACUGUGUGCUUCUUUCCACCUCGCCUGCUCAGUCAUAAGUCGUAAAUCGCGUCGCUCUGUGUGCAGCGCAUAAAUGUGGGCACAGACGAAAAGAACAAAAAAAACUAAAAAAACUGCUCUGCUGAGAAACACAGAGAGAGUCAUGUGGAGCUGAUAGGUUACAUCAGCAUUGUAUGAAGACACCUGACGAGUGGAAUGUAACAAACAGUAGUUUAUAUUGAAAUGUUAUGCACUACAGCCAUGGUUCUCAAACUGUGGUACGUGUACCACUAGUAGUACGCAAGCUUCCUCUGGUGGUACUCGGAGGAAAAUCAGAAAUAUUGUUCAACUUUAUAUUCCAGGGUAUGUGAUCGGAGUGGAGCUGAGGAAUUUUGACCAGUGUGUAGAAAAUGAAACAAAUGACAACAGAAAUAUAUAUAUUAUUAGAGUCACCUUAUCACUCUCUUUCUUAAUUUAAAUGUUCUAUACCAGUGUGUGAAGUAUGUGUGAGAAAGAGGAGGAUGAUGAGAUCUUUUUCCCGUCAAGAGUCCGUAGCUGACUUUGCUCGGCCUGUUUACACCUCUGUAUUUUAACGUUAGUGAUAACGGUGUCACUUUGAGAGUUCAAUAUGUUGUCAGGUGAUGCUUGGUGUAAAACGUUUUAAAGCCACUGCACUACAAACGUCAAAGGUGGUGGUGAAUACAAACUAGAAUAAACAAAAUAAAUACAAAUAUAGAAAACGUAACACAUUACAUCAUCCCUACAAGAGGUGGUUUUGUGUGUACUUAAAGGGGGGAAAUGUGAGACUAAGUAAUGUUGAGGGAUUCUCAGGAAGUGCUAUUUCAUGUGCAAUAAUGUGUGUUUGGAGAGCCUUGUGUGACUAUGGUCUCUCGUGUUUUAUCUUUAUUUUCUAAGGAAUUCAAUCGCUUGCAUUGUUUAUGCAGGAGCAAUAAAAACACAUUUAUUUAUCAAAUUUAUAUUUAACUCCAAAUUUUCUUUACAUAAAUCUGCCAUCUUGGACAAGAAUAGUAUCACUUACUAUUAUAUCUUUAUUUUUUUAGUAUGUUUGGGGAGAAACUGUUCUUUUCUGGGUGCAUUUUCUUCAGUCUCAUUCCAAACUUUAAUGGUAUCACAACAGCUAAAAGCAUUAACAUUAGUUGUGAUCAUUAACCCUGAUGACAUUAAAGGUUGUUAUUUUUAUAUUUUCCACAAUCAUCAUUUAUGGACAGUUAUUUUUCUGUCAUCAGACAUUCUAUAUUCUCAUCCUCGAUGAAAAACAUGAGCAGGGUAUCUAUAGCAAAUCAAGAGAAAAAUAGUGGGCAACUGUCUUGUUUGUCUUUGUGACGUAUCACUGUUGAUUGUACUUCUUGAACUCUAUUAAAUUUCUCUUUCCUUC